Schistosoma turkestanicum is the source of this 668-nucleotide messenger RNA. NCBI's taxonomy places the organism in Eukaryota, Metazoa, Platyhelminthes, Trematoda, Strigeidida, Schistosomatidae. The record is from the annotation of a GenBank genome assembly.
ACAGUUGCCAGGCCUUCACCCGGGAUGUACCAAAUCCCUCGUCACGCGCGGCGAAAAUUGUUUUGGUUUAUAUGUUUUCUCAUUGUUUCUAUAUCCUGGGGAUUUGUGUUCUGGACAGGAGCUGUAAUAGUUAAAAGAAACCUAGAGUCAAACUAAUCUAAAGUAUUAUUCUGAACUGUCAAGUUAUUGAAUGGAACUACUUGAUCCACAGAAUCCCAGACUUCUAACAAAUCUCGAAGUCCUAAAGCUUAUCAAAGAUAAACUUGAAUCUAAAAAGAAAGUUAGGCGCCAACAAACACUGUUAUAUACAAGUGCAAAGUAUCUAAAUAACAAGUCACCUUGUAGCAAACAGCUGGAGUCAGGAGUACAGGGAUUUGCUGAAGAGGUCAAAGUAUUUAAUUUAUCAAAAUCUGAAAUCCUAAUGCUUAUCAACCAUUGUCCUAGUAGUCAAGUGGAGUUAUCAGUGAUAAUUAGCGAUUUAGAUUCUCGAUUAUCUAACAGUCAAGCUGAUCAAAUUUUACAAUUAGUUGAAAAGCAUUUCCCUGAUGGUGUGGCUGCAAGUCAAACAAUCAAUUCUACAGGUACACUAGAAGUAUCUGAUGAUGUCACAUAAUGAUUACUACUUGGAUAUACAUAUCUUUCAUUCUUAAAUACAUGUAUUUUUUACU